Molecule: messenger RNA, 2074 nt
Organism: Exophiala xenobiotica
Lineage: Eukaryota; Fungi; Ascomycota; Eurotiomycetes; Chaetothyriales; Herpotrichiellaceae
Exons: 2
Coding region: 54-1796 (580 amino acids)
Biological process (GO): carbohydrate metabolic process
Source: RefSeq, a predicted model, not a curated record
CUCAAGUCGACAGCAUACUUGUUGUCUAUUUCGUAUGGGUUGAAACUUAUACCAUGUAUCUGCGCCCAUGGACGCGGAUACUCAGCCUCCUCCUCUGCCCGCGGUUGGUGUACGUUGACGCAGUUCUCGGAGAUGCUAUCGACACCAAUGUCUACGACAGCCAUCUUUCAGAUCAGGAGGUCUUCGCUGGGUUGUGCCCAGAUUAUACGAGUUAUGCUCGCCACAAGCAUAAACCUCUGAGCGAGGGACCACUACAACUCCCCUACCAGCGACCUCACCCCCAUUGCCGCAAGUUCUCCUCGCCUGCGGUGGAAAAAGUGGUUGAAGAUCUAUACCCUCGCUUCAAAGAUCCCGACCUAGCACACAUAUUUCGCAAUGCAUUCCCCAACACUCUCGAUACCACUGUGCUAUGGCACGUCGACGGCGUAAAAACACAUGCAGAAAAGUCACGUCUGUUCCGCGAUCGAGGUAAAUGGGACGGCGCCCAUUCCUUCAUCGUUACUGGCGACAUCAACGCCGAAUGGCUACGAGACUCGACGAACCAGCUAGCCCAGUACCAACACCUUGCAAAAUCGGCCCCAGACAUAUCUAAUCUGCUCCUGGGCGCAAUCAACACCCAAGCCGAAUUCGUGAUCGCCUCGCCCUACUGUAACGCCUUCCAACCUCCCAACCCAGCUCGCCUGCCCCCGGUACACUCUGGUCAAGAAGACUACGUCCAUCCAGCCUACGAGCCUUCCGUGGUCUUUGAAUGUAAAUACGAACUCGACAGCCUAGCCGCCUUCCUCUCCCUGACGAACCAAUACCAUACCUCGACGGGCUCGACAGCAUUCCUCACGCCGCGUUGGUACAAAGCCCUCGAAGCGCUCCUUCGCGUACUUGACGAGCAGUCUCGGCCUACAUUCGACCCUACCACAGGCGAGUACGAGCGCAAUGAAUACACCUUCUCUCGCAACACACGCCUGGGCACAGAGACGCUCAACCUCGAAGGGACAGGUAACCCUUUAUCCAGCGAGACUGGGUUGGUAAGGUCUGCAUUCCGACCGUCCGACGACGCCACGAUUUUUGGAUUUCUCAUCCCCGCGAACGCAAUGAUGUCCGUUGAGCUCGCGCGCAUCGCUGAGAUGCUCAAAAAGGCCUCCAUAACGGCCAACGAGAAGGAAGCGGAUUGGAUGAUCAAGGUUGCCGAGAGUCUUGCACGGCGGUCUGAGAUCAUCCGCCAAGGGAUAUACAAGCACGCCGUCAUCACCCAUCCUGAGUUCGGACAAGUCUUUGCGUAUGAGGUCGACGGGUACGGAUCGUAUCUUCUUAUGGACGACGCGAAUAUCCCGUCUCUCUUGUCCCUUCCGCUCCUCGGUUUCGUCGGCAAGGAUGACGAGAUCUACCAGAACACGCGGCGAAUGAUCCUCACGCAGCGGGGGAACCCGUAUUUCUUGGUCGGCGACAAGUUCUCCGGCAUAGGAGGUCCGCACAUCGGGCUGCGCAAUGCGUGGCCAAUGUCUGUCCUUGUGCAGGCUAUGACGGCCAUCGAUGACGGCGAAAUCACGGAGUGCAUUGAGAGAGUCAAGAAUGUGAGUAUUUUCGGGCUGAUCAAUGAGAGCGUCGAUGUCCAUCGAGGGGUCGGCCACGGCGGUGACGGGAUGACGAGGAGUUGGUUCGCCUGGGCGAACAGUGUCUUUGCGCAGACGGUGCUGUCGUUGGCGGAACAUAAGCCUCACUUGGUCCUGAAGGGUGAUGAAUCUGAGGGCGAGGGCGGGAGGGUGAGCGGGUAUAGAGUCGGCGAGGGUUGGUUUGGUUAAAUUACUCAGUCUCGGCAUUGGCUGGCGAGAUGACCUGUAUUCUGCUGGGUCGAUGCGGUCAUCGGACUCAGUGCGUAGGACUCUGCAUUGUGGCACGAAGGAGGAAAACUGCGACGACUAAAGUCAGCGAUAGAAUAAGCCUCAAGCGGUGGAAGGGCCUUUUGCUUUAUCGAGGGUUAUCUAAGAGGCUGGCCGUCGAACGAAGGAUAUAAGGUGUCCGGCGUUGCUCGCUCCGGCUCUACAUACACAAAGAGAUAUGCUUCGAUUUCUCAAGCUGA